AUGCCGCCGACACCGCGGAACCGGAAGGCGCCCCCGUCCAAGGCGCAGCGGCGGCCGCGGUCCCUCUCCCUCCUGGACUUCCGGUCGCCGGCGGACGGCGCGUGGUACGGCGCGCGCGUGACGGUGCAGCGCGGCGCGCUUCGCGUCAUGUACGAGGAGUUCCUCGAGGAGCAGGACGAGUGGUACGACCCCGCGGCGCUCGCGGCGGCAUCCUCCUCCUCCGCCGCGCGCGACGUCGCCGCGCUCCGCGCCAGGUUCCGCACGGCGGCGCUGCCCCUGGAGGACGCCCGGUGCCGCGACCUCCGCGCCGGCGCGCCGCUCUGCAUCUCCUGCCCGCUCGACGAUGGCCUGCUCAAGUUCUACGACGCCGUCCUCGAGUCCGUCGUGCCCGCGGCUCACGGGAUCGUGGACGGCGAGGAGCGGUGCGCGUGCCGUUUCACGGUGCGGUGGACGGACGGGCCGCGCGCCGGGAGCAGGGAGGAGGUCGGCGUCGAGCGGAUCUGCUGCGUGCAGCCCUCGCCGGUGCAGGACCCGGUGCUCAUCGAGUUCCUGGACGGCGUGACCAAGCUGCUCGGAGAUGGCAACAGCGGUGGUGCGACGGCGUCUCAGGAGAACGGCGCCGUCGCGGCAGCGGAAGGCGGCGUCACUGCUGAUGUGCCGCCCGGAUUUUACCGGAAAUUCGGAGCAAGGGCGUAGGCAGGCAGCAAGCGUCUUGAUGUGCAUGGUUCUGCAGCUGGGCAUUGGCUGUCUGAUUGUCUCUGACCUGUGUGCUGCUCCAACAAAUGUGCGCAUUUUGUCUUGGCUUGAUCUUCUCUUCCUAAUCCUGUAUC
Molecule: messenger RNA, 830 nt
Organism: Panicum hallii
Lineage: Eukaryota; Viridiplantae; Streptophyta; Magnoliopsida; Poales; Poaceae
Exons: 2
Coding region: 1-696 (231 amino acids)
Molecular function (GO): chromatin binding
Source: RefSeq, a predicted model, not a curated record